AGACAAACUUUAAAUCAGAUAAAAUAUAUAUGCUUAUAAAUAAAUUAGUAAAUACCACACUCACCAUCCACAACUUAUAUGAACAGCGUACCUGGCGUGCAAUUUAUCAGCUGAUUUUAUGGGACGACGAUAAAAAUAAAAUAUAAUAAUUCAACACUGUGCAAAGAAAUAUAAAUAAUUACAAGUGCAUAUGUAAACACAUAAAACAUAAAGUGCAUAAAGUAAACAAAAAGUAAAAUUUAAUUAUAUUAAAUAUUAUUAUAUACCGACUUUAUGUCAUGGACCCCACAUAAACACAGCUGUUUCCCUAUAGUAUUGUUUUCUUAGCUGCUGCCGGCAUUACGGCACAAUAUUAUUCAAUAAUGCUCAAAACGUGCGCGAAACAUUUAACAAACAAUUAUGGCACAAUGCGCUGCCUUUCGAUGCAGCCAUCGCAUAUGAAUAUUUUCGACAGAAAUGCGAAACGACUACAAAAAGAAAGAGCGGCACUUAAAUGUGGCGCUAUAUGAUUAUCUUAAGGAGGAGGUGGGCUUCCGUUUAUCGGAUCGUGUGUUUGACAUAAAGCGCGAAUUCAAAACCGCUGCCGAUAUAGGCUGCAACCGUGGUUAUAUAUCAAAGCACAUCCUCGCCGAGUGUGUGGAGCACCUGACCUUGACCGACACAAGUGCCUCAAUGCUGGAACAGGCGCAGGGCACACCAGGGCUUCGAAUGAGCAAAUUAGUGCAAGACGAGGAGCAACUGGAUUUUGAAGAGAACUCCAUGGACUUGAUAAUAUCUAGCUUGAGUCUGCACUGGGUCAACGAUUUGCCUGGCUGCUUUGCGCGUAUUAAACGUAGCUUAAAGCCGGAUGGCGUGUUUAUUGCUUCGCUAUUUGGUGGUGACACGUUGUACGAGUUGCGUUCCUCGUUGCAGUUGGCGGAGCUGGAGAGAAAGGGCGGAAUCGCCCCUCACGUUUCGCCCUUUACUCAAAUACGUGAUAUAGGCUCGUUGCUCAAUCGAGCCGGCUUUACGAUGUUAACCAUAGAUACGGACGAGAUAGUCAUCGGCUAUCCCAGCAUGUUUGAGCUAAUGUGGGAUCUGAAGGGCAUGGCCGAGAACAAUGCCGCCUUCAAUAGACCCGCCCAUCUAAGUCGCGAAACUUUAAUGGCAGCGAGUGCCAUUUACAAGGAGCUCUACAGCAAACCGAACGAGGAAGGCGUCCCAGCGACAUUUCAAAUUAUCUACCUGGUGGGCUGGAAGCCGGGGCCCAAUCAGCCGCAGCCACUGCCCCGAGGCACUGCUGACGUAUCCCUUAAGGAUCUGGGCAACAUAUUCGAAAAGGGCGGCAAAAUUAAAAUCGAUGCCGAAUCUUAAGCCUAUGAAUAUUUGCCAAAAUUUGCUAAAUAAAUCGUAUUUAUGUUUGAAACGCACUUCAAAAAUUUAAUUUACAAUGAACUUGUAACUUAAAUAAAGUUAAAAUAAACUUAUUCUGAGAAAUGUAAACUGCUAAUAAGACGAACAUAAAGUUCAGUGCGCACUGAACUUAAUUUACGCAUGUACUUAGUUGUUUUUCCACUUUUUUUCAAAUAUAUAAAUUACUUAAAUUUAA
Messenger RNA from Drosophila mojavensis, 1588 nucleotides. Its product is annotated as arginine-hydroxylase NDUFAF5, mitochondrial. The coding region runs from base 457 to 1353 and encodes 298 amino acids. Gene Ontology annotation, cellular component: mitochondrion. Gene Ontology annotation, biological process: mitochondrial respiratory chain complex I assembly. The transcript has 3 exons. The record is from RefSeq and is a predicted model, not a curated record. Gene Ontology annotation, molecular function: S-adenosylmethionine-dependent methyltransferase activity. Lineage: Eukaryota; Metazoa; Arthropoda; Insecta; Diptera; Drosophilidae.